AUGCAAAUGAAUGAAUCGGAUAUGUGCUCACUCAGUACCAAGCCUCAAACAGGAGCAGCUCCUCCUCCAAUGGCUUCUCAACGCUUUGUGGAGGUCAAUCCAGACCAAAUCCUCCAUAUAUGAGAUUUCAUAGAAUCACGGUCAACUUCGUCUACAUCUCGAUCGAACAAUAAUCAAAAGUAUGUUCAAAUCGAUACAGAAUCGUUCAGUGAUAUUUUUUAA
Blepharisma stoltei is the source of this 222-nucleotide messenger RNA. The record is from the annotation of a GenBank genome assembly. Lineage: Eukaryota; Ciliophora; Heterotrichea; Heterotrichida; Blepharismidae.